Molecule: messenger RNA, 477 nt
Organism: Hydra vulgaris (swiftwater hydra)
Lineage: Eukaryota; Metazoa; Cnidaria; Hydrozoa; Anthoathecata; Hydridae
Product: THAP domain-containing protein 1-like
Molecular function (GO): sequence-specific DNA binding
Source: RefSeq, a predicted model, not a curated record
AUGGUUAACAAAUGUGUUGUCACAAACUGUAAAACUGGUUACUCUACUGAUCCAAAAAAGUCUACAUUUCAUUUUCCUGAAGAAAGCAGUUUGCGAGAACGAUGGAUAUAUUUUGUCAAUAGAAAAGAUUGGCUUCCAUCUAAAUACUCUGCUAUUUCUAUUGAUCAUUUCGAGGAUAAAUUUAUUAAAUAUAGGAAAAGAUGCACCAUGAAAUGGGAUCUCCAACCUGUUCCAACUAUUCACACAGAUAAAAAAAGUAGUUCAUCAACUUUAAGUGUGCCAAAGUUGCCUAGAAAAGAACCAACUUUAAGAUACUUGGGAAAAGAUGAGUUCAGUGAUUUUCAAAAUAUUGAUAAAAUAAUUAGUCUUAAUUCGUUAAAAGAACAGCAUUGCCCACCAGGAUUUACAUUUAAGAAACUUCACGAUAGUGUUGUUUUGAUGAAAUAUCAGGUAUACCAACUGUGUUUGAGUCAAUAA